AUGGACGCCGGCGAAGUCCUAACGGACUAUAUCUCCUCCCUCGACAACCUCCCCCUCGAAGUCCAACACAUCUUCUCCGAACUCCGCGCAAAAGAACUCCGCCUCACCGAAGUCCGCAAAAAGAUAAACAACCGAGACCAAGCAAUCCACAAACACAUCCGAGCAAAUGGGAGUUUGGUGGAGUUUCCGAAAGAGGGUGUGUAUUAUCAGAAGAUUCGGGAGGGGUAUGAGAUGGCGUUGAAGGUGCAGGAGGAGAAGUGUGCGUUGGCUAAUAAAGCUAUGCUCCUUUUGGACCGUCACCUGAAGGCAUUGGACACAGACAUCAAGAAACUCCAAGUCGAUGGCGCCCUCCCCUCAACCGCCCCCCUCGUCCCACCAACUCUCCUCCCCACCUCCUCAUCCUCACGCCCUUCAAUAUCCCACUCCCACCAUACUCCUUCCCACAGCGUUUCUCACCGCCCCCAAGCCCCCACCCACGGACGCCCCCCAACUCCCCCAUCCCCAGAUCCCGACUCCGACCCCGAAGACGCCGCAGGAAACGAAGAUAAUUCGACAUACUGUUUCUGUAACCAAGUCUCUUAUGGAGAGAUGGUUGCGUGCGACGCGAAGGAUUGUCCGAGGGAGUGGUUUCAUUAUGGGUGUGUGGGGUUGAAGGCGCCGCCGGUUGGGAAGUGGUAUUGUUCGGAUUGUUUGGUGAAGAGGCAGAAUGCGAGGGGUGGGCGAAGAUAA
This is a messenger RNA of Saitoella complicata NRRL Y-17804, 729 nucleotides long. RefSeq lists its product as uncharacterized. Gene Ontology annotation, biological process: regulation of DNA-templated transcription. The transcript is spliced from 2 exons. Gene Ontology annotation, cellular component: nucleus; Rpd3L-Expanded complex; Rpd3L complex. Lineage: Eukaryota; Fungi; Ascomycota; Saitoellomycetes; Saitoellales; Saitoellaceae. Bases 1 to 729 code for a protein of 242 amino acids. The record is from RefSeq and is a predicted model, not a curated record.